Messenger RNA from Phyllopteryx taeniolatus (common seadragon), 1662 nucleotides. RefSeq lists its product as uncharacterized. The coding region runs from base 58 to 1347 and encodes 429 amino acids. The record is from RefSeq and is a predicted model, not a curated record. Lineage: Eukaryota; Metazoa; Chordata; Actinopteri; Syngnathiformes; Syngnathidae. The transcript is spliced from 9 exons.
CUCACUUUUAUUUACAGUCUUUUACUUCGACACUUCCUAGAAGGGGAGGAAGUGCAGAUGGAAACUCUGGACAUGUUUGACCCAGUCAACAGUAUUUGUUUUCCCAUUGGGGAAAAUAUUGACAGCUGCAAUCAGGAACAUGAGACGUCUGAUGAUGACUCCAUAAGCCUGUUACAUGGUUUGGAUCCCAUCCAAAGUGGAGGGACAAUGGCAGGCUUGGAAAGACAUCAUUUAGCUUUAGAAACCUCGAGCAAGGAGCAGAAAAACAAGAUGGAGAUAAGUCCACAAAAGACUGCUUCUGGGAUGGAGCAAGGAAACUUGAUAGCCUAUGUGGCAGACAAUGGUGAGACUUCCACAGAGGCUUACUGCCAUAAGCAGCCACACUGCCAUUUGAGCAUCGAUCCCACCCAAAGUGACACGGCAACAAGUGUACACGCCAGAGAAUCAGCAGAUGAGGGAAGAGCCGUAAAAGCUGCAGAAAUUCAGAAGAGAACGAAAGACACCAUGACUGAUAAUUUGAAACAAUCAGUGGCCAUUCAGGAGAUUUUGAAGGGAAUAGAGGAGAAGCAAAUGGAAAUGUCUACUUGGCCUCUGACACAAACAGAGGAUGGAGUCAGAUAUUAUGCAGCACUAACAGAGAUUCUUAAGGUACUGACUGAGGUCCUCGUCAGGCAACGCUUGGAGAAAGAUAAUCUCACCCACAAAUACAAAUGUAUUUAUACACCGAAUCUUCAACAUGGGCUGAAAAUUCAACUUAUCUCCCUUGCUUCACGACAAAGGAACAUAGUGGGCAUCCUUCAGAGGCAAAUGGAUUUGGUACAGUUGCAUGGGAGCACAAAAUUCACUCGUUGCCCAACUCGUCAUAUCAAUCAACUAGUGCGGGACCCAUCAGGCCAGUUCUGCGCUCCAUUACUCCAAUCCCCCUCUUCUAAAGGGAGAGCAAUGGAAAUGGGUUCCCGAGACAAAUGUUACCAAGGCAUUCCAGAAAAACAAAGCCACAGUUCAGUUGCACAGGCCAGCCAACAGAGAGUGGGGCCAUCAGUCCAGAAGAACCUUGCGGUGUCCAGACCACGUGCUCCAUCAGCAGGAAAGAAUGCAAAAGGGAUGUUCCAAGAAAAAACGUUCUCUCACCUUCACAGGGCCGAAUCAAGAUACUCUGAGACGGCUGUACAACAUUACACCGCAAGUUCUAUUCAGGAAACACAGAUCCCAGUGUCAAGAAGCCUGAAUCAUGUAAUGAAAAUCAAAACAGUCCAUUUGGUGGCUGAUGAAGAGCUGAUACCAAAUGCUAUACUCGACAGCUACUGGGAGAUGCUCUUACAGCGUAACCCACAAUUGGGAUGGUAACGUCUCCAUUAUCGCCAAGGUUUGAUUUGAGGCGUCUCAAAAAAUAUGCAGGAAUUCUCAUGAUUUGUUUCCUCACCUCUACGUGUGAAUUUAUGUCACUGUUCUUUUCAAGGUUUGACAUUUUGUCUGUUUAAUGUUUCAUGUAUUUUGUUAUAAGUUCUGUGAGGCAAUCGAAAAAAAUGACAUUUUUGGUCACUUUUCUUUCAUGUAGCCAACUAAGGAACCCAAAUUAUUCGAAACGGAAUGAUGCACUAAUAACUGAUUCCAUUGCAAAUACUGCAACACAUGGGCAGAAUAAAUAAAAACUUAACCUCA